Molecule: messenger RNA, 2886 nt
Organism: Colletotrichum siamense
Lineage: Eukaryota; Fungi; Ascomycota; Sordariomycetes; Glomerellales; Glomerellaceae
Exons: 8
Coding region: 1-2886 (961 amino acids)
Source: RefSeq, a predicted model, not a curated record
AUGGCCGAAAGUGAUCACAGUCGCAUCCCUUACUCCCUGCACCCAGUCCCUGAGGUCGAGGAAAGCCAUCUUUUCAACUCACAAACAAGUCGCGACGACAGACCCUCGCCACCUGGAGGUCUCCUUUCGUCUCCCAUCUUCCGCCGAGAUUGCUAUCGGCCAAUGCCCUCUGGCUCCAUUGACCUUUCACCUUUAGAUGGUGUUACUGAAAACCAGCACGUGGCUCGACCCGACACCUCCUACAGUCAAGAAAGCGACCCUCUCGGUAUUUCAAUACAGGGGAUCGCAAAACGUGUGUCUUUUACACGCGUCCCUGUUGGCUCUAAAAGCAGCUCACCCGCUACGCCUCGUUUCAACAACGGAUUUUCCGGCUCGCCAGAGUCUGGAAUUACAUCGCCUCGAGCAGAGUCUGGACCUGCUUCACUUGCUCAGAACCCAAAUCAGGACCUCGUCUCGCCUCUGGAGGAAACGCCAGUCACGUCGCCAAACUCUUUGAGAACAGCUACACGCAUGGGAAAGUUGACGAUGCCUUGGGACGAUCCGCCGAGAGAUGACGGUUCGUGGGGUCCGUCAUCUCGGGAUGAAAUUGAUUUGGGGCGCGUAAACCCAAGCAAAGAAGGACAUCGACAAGAUGCGACAUCGGUGGGAUCGGACAGGGGCAACAGCGCGCAAAUGCGCAACGACCACGACGCAGAAAAUCACGAUUCUCAUGACGACGAUGAGACCUUUUACAAGAGAUACAGCCAUGUGCCACAUUAUUGCGACUCACGGAAGGAUGUUCACAGAAGAAGAGCGAAUUGGCUCUCCAUUUCGAUUAUAGCGCUUUCAAUUUACUCAACAGGCCUCAGCUGUCUAUGGUUUGUCGUUGCCGUGGUGCAACCACGAUGGGGACCGACAAUCUCAUCGAGCGGCGGCAUCGCCCCUUCGACGGCCACCAUGGUCUGCGCAAUGUUCGCGAAGACGAUUGAAAUAUCUUUCGUGACGGUCUUCGUGGCCUUCAUUGGUCAGGUUUUGACACGUCGGUCAUUCGUCAAGUCGUCCAAGGGGAUGACCUUGGCCGAGAUGACGAUGAGAAACUGGGUCAUUCAACCUGGGUUCAUGUUGACGCAUUGGGAAACCCUUCCCUACGCCGCAGUCACAUUCCUCGGAGCAAUCUCCCUUAUCGCGACCAUCGCGUCGACGUUCUACACCACCGCGUCUGACGUCAUGGUUUCACCCAAGCUGAAAUACGGCGGCUGGGAGAGCAAGGCGUUGAAUGGUUAUGUUCUGUCUUCUUACGCAAACACUUUUGCUACGCAGGAUAGCUGCCCGACACCCCUGCGCAAGGAAGAUCCAAAUGGACCGGAGUUUGCAGCCAGAUCGUGCUUGGACAUUCAGUAUGCCGGGCAAUCCUAUCGGAACUUGGUAUCUUUCUUGACAGUGUGGGACGAAAUUAACCAUAAUGGUACGGGCGCCUCUUUGGACAUGUCUCACCGGCCUGUGGGAACCACGCUGUUGUACGACAACACGACCUUGACUACAACCUGGGUCAAAACGGAAUACAGCAAUGUAACUCGCCAGUACGAGGAGAAGGGGAGGAUCAUUCACAAUGUAACCCUUGCAAUGCCCCAUCCCGGUGUGUAUGAUGCCGCAACAAACCCCGUGAAUAAGAUCCUCCAACCGAACGAUCUUUCAGGUGUUGGAGAGUAUGCUAUUAGAGCGAGCGUUGUCUCCCCUGCCAUCAAUGUGAUGUGCGUCAAUAUGAACGAGGAGGACCUGGCUCCUCUUAUCUAUACGAAGUGGGAGAAUAGCCAAACAAAUGCAACCGGGGUUGGCAACCAGACUACCGGUUGGGCUGGUUGGGAGGGAGAGGUGCCUCAUCCCGAGGAAGAUGAGUGGCUCAACCGAACAGCAGUCGAUGACAUUUUCCGCUGGGGGCCAACAUACGGACGUCGGCCGCCCGUGUUCCAGCUUUAUCCUGCAGAUUUCAACAUGAUUACCAACACUACAGUGUAUCAAGGAGAUGCCAUUUACCUCCUGGCCAAAUCGGCCUCCAUCACUAAUUACACGCUUUGUGAGAUGCGUUCCUGGGUCACGCCUAACUGCUCGACUCAUUUCAACAUCUCUGGCACCGCUGGUUCACAUAUGCAGGCUCACUGCGAAGAUCCCGAUGACCCAGACAGAUACGACCGUUCCGUGCCUGAGGUCACACCUGAAAAGCCUGAUGGCGAUUGGAAGAAUAUCGCAGACCAAUGGCGACUCUCGAUGGAUAUCAACGGCGGAACGGUGAACAAUAACGCCUCCAACGCCCGGACACUCACGCAAUUCAUUCUAGAACAGGGCAAGCUCAACCCGCUGCUUCCCUCCAUGGCCGAAGCGCUCGCCGUCUUUGCCUCAUCGACUUUGGUCAUCGGCAGUAUAGGGACGCCCUUCAUCCAUUACUGGGACUAUGAAACGAUGCAGCUUGGAGAACCAGGUGCUCUCGCUACGUUUAACGCCACGAUCCGCACGCAGGAGUACACCUCUUCACACGAGUACGAAUGGCAAAACGUCUUCUACCUGGCUCUGGUCCUUGUUUUGCUCAUCAACAUCUUCUGUCUGGGCUACUUUCUCUCACGCUCGGGUCUGGUCACCGACUACACAGAACCACAGAAUCUCUUCGCGCUGGCUGUCAACUCGCCGCCGAGCGAGCAGCUCAAGGGCAGCUGCGGCGGUGGUCCCAUCAAGGCCGACUUCGUGGUACCCUGGAAAGUGGCUUACGCCAAAGGCCCAAACCACUACUUCUUCGAAGAAGCCAACGGGCAGACUUGGCGUAAGAAGCAAGACGCCUCGGCCGACACGGAGUACCAGCGCGCUAGGGAGCGGAGCAGUUACAAGAGGCUCAGCACAAGCCGCACGUGGUUUUAA